UUUGAUAUACGACCCAUUCAGUGACUAUUAUUUUGGACUUCAUGAUUUCAAGAAUUUUAUUUUUUAUAUGGUUUCCUUAAUUGGGGAGUGUAAAUUCAAAAAAUUUAAUGACCACUGAUGAUCACUGCUCUAGCCAUUAUUUUCUUUGUAUUAUUAUUAUUUUGGGAUGUGACACUCAGAUCACUUCAGAAUUAACACAUGACAUUUGUCAAAAAUGGCCGCUGUACAUCGAGAAGCUAUUCAAAAGCAAAUUCAACAAGAUUGGGCAAAUCGGGAAUAUAUCGAAGUUAUAACUGGAAGCAUCAAGAAGAUAACCGACUUUCUUAAUUCCUUUGAUAUGUCCUGCAGAUCAAGGAUAGCUGUUCUUAAUGAGAAACUUACUACACUUGAAAGAAGAAUUGAGUACCUUGAAGCAUGUGUUACAAAAGGAGAAACAUUAACAUAAAUUAAACAUUGGCAACAACUAUUUUUAGUAUCUUAACGUUUUUGUAUUUAAUGGAUUUAUAUAUCAAUAAAUAUACAAUAAAGACACUAA
Messenger RNA from Hylaeus anthracinus, 535 nucleotides. RefSeq names its product probable protein BRICK1-B (gene HSPC300). Gene Ontology annotation, molecular function: protein-containing complex binding. The record is from RefSeq and is a predicted model, not a curated record. Lineage: Eukaryota; Metazoa; Arthropoda; Insecta; Hymenoptera; Colletidae. The transcript has 3 exons. Bases 215 to 445 code for a protein of 76 amino acids. Gene Ontology annotation, cellular component: SCAR complex. Gene Ontology annotation, biological process: regulation of actin polymerization or depolymerization; cell motility; actin filament organization.